AACCAGUGUUGGCCAGGGUCGGGCUUCACCGGGACGCAACAGAAGACGGGAGUGUGAUCAGUGGGUGAGUGAGUGGGAGUAGCGAACGCGAGGGAGGGAGCCAGCAGCAGCAGCUCCUGCUCUCGCGCAUUAGUACUACCAUCACUCCAGUCCAGCAUCCUUUCCGAAUCGUCCUAUUCUUCAACCUCUUUUCUUCCUCGCGCUGUUCACAUUCUCUCCGUCUCAUCAUCCUGCUGCUGCGCUGCUGCCUGUGAGAUUUGAGGAGCUGGGUGGGUGCUGAGUGAACAAGCUCGUUCGUCAUCAUCCGGUCGCUUCUUCCCCUUCCUCCAGCUCCCCGUUCCUGUGCUUGGGCGAGUCUCUCGUCGGACCCGCAGCGUUCCCCUCUGCUGAUGCUAGCUGAUCGUCGACAAGGGGCUACCUCCUCUUGCUGGAACAGAGGGAGCUGAGUCGACUGCUUCCUCGUCGUCAUCAAGAGCAGUCUGUCCAACCCGCGAGAAGGAAAAAAAUCGGGCGACGUUUUCAGGCCGGAUUCGAAGGCAGGUUGGUUGCCAUGCAUCUAGGAUUCGUGCUCCGAGUUUUAUGUGUGAUACAAGUGGUCUGGAUAGGGACAGCAGCAGCGACGAAAAUCGGAGUAAUUUAUGGGGAAGAAGCUGCGUUGGCUGCGGGAGGCGCAGAGAACGCAGUGCAAUUGUUGAGAGCGCAGGGUAUUCAUAAGCUGAGGCUGUACGAUGCGGAUUCGGCAAUGCUGCGUGCACUCGGCGGGUCGUCCAUCGAGGUGAUUGUGGGUCUGCGAAACGACGAGCUCGUCGAUGUCGGAGUUUCGAAAACUUCCGCUCACAGCUGGGUUGCUCGAAAUGUGGAAGCGUAUUUUCCCGACACGAAAAUCACAGCGAUUGCGGUGGGAGACGAGAUUCUCACCAACAAGGAUGAGAGCCUGGUGCCUUUUCUUGUCCCGGCGAUGAGAAACAUCCACGCGGCCCUCGCCGCAGCUGGCCUCGAGCAAGCGAUCAAAGUCUCGACGCCGCAGUCUCUGCGCCUCUUGUCCACCUUCUCCCCACCGUCUCUGGCAACGUUCGACGCCUCUCUGUCCACCCGCGUCCUGGCACCGGUCCUCGAGUUCCUGUCCCUCACCGAGUCCUACUUCAUGCUGAAUCUGCACCCGUUCGACGUGCAACAGGCGAACCCGAGAGACCUGACGCUGGGCCACGCGCUCUACUCGACCGAGUCGGGAAUCGACGACCACGUCACGGGGCUGCACUACGCCAACAAGUUCGAGGCGCUCGUCGACGCAGUCUACGUCGCAAUGGCGUCGCUGAACCAUCCGGAGCUCGACGUCGUGGUCACGGAGGCGGGCUGGUCGAAGGAUUCGGCGGCGAACGACGACCCGGCCGCCGUUAGCUUCCACGCGGACCUUCUGAAGCACAUCGCCUCCGGCACCGGGACGCCAUUCAAGCCGCGCAAGGGCGCAAUUAGCACCUUCGUGCAGGCGAGCCUUCUCUCCAGCCUCGAGGCCUCGACGGGGGACGUCGAAUUUCUCAGGGCGCCCGGCAGCGCGGCGAUGGACUCUGGCGUGAGGCGGAAGCUGCUGGCUGAUAAGACGUGGUGCAUUGCCAAGGAAGGGUCGCGGACCGAGGACCUGCAACUUGCUCUGGAUUGGGCCUGCAGCUCGACGGGAGGUCAGGCGGAUUGUCGCGCCAUUCAGUCGGGCCAAUUCUGCUUCCUGCCCAACACCAUGCGAGACCAUGCGUCGUACGCAUUCAAUAGCUACUACCAAAAGGUGAGCUGGGCUGCGGGCUCGUGCGAUUUCAAUGGCCUGGCCGAGGUCACCUCGACCGAUCCCAGCUACCCGGGCUGCUUGUACGUGUCGAGCGGGUCGGACCCGACGAACUCGACCAGCACGACGAGCGUAGCGACUCGACACCAAUUCUCGUUGGCUUGGCUGGCUCUGGUGCUGGCGGUGACGUGGAAGCUCACGUUCAUGUAGUGAACCGAGAGGUUUUAGAGAUGGCGCCUGCCGUCGGGGCAGUCUCGCUCGCUUCGUGUGGGAGCGGGAUGGUUGGUCCCCGCAGGCCGUGUGUCUCGCUCUCGGGCCGAAAAAAUUAGCGUGGUUGAGGAGAAUUUUGACGCAACGAUUUCUGCUGCUUUUGCUUGUUUCCGAGCUGCUGCUGCUGCGGGUUCGGAAUCGCGAUUGCUGGCAUCUGGGUUGCGGUGUUGUAGUACAACGUGCUCUGCGAAAGUGGGAUCCGCCGCAUCUUUCUCAUCGUCGCGUGGAGGCGUCUCGAACAUAGAAAUGAAGUGACCGUUUUAGAUUUUUGGUGCCUGCUGAGAAUUUUGCUGCGUCGAGAGCGUGUGGGAGUGGAGGACGAGGUCGGAUGUCGGAGAGAGGGGAGUGGAGUCUCUUACUUCCGUUCCCGGGAAGUAAGGGCGAAGACGGUCAUGGUGACGCACUGCUGCCACGAUUAUUUGUCCGUUUCACCAGCCAUACCUCGUGUUGGAGCCUCAAGUUUGAAAGUCGGACAAAAGCGAGACACAGGUCGAAUUCCCAACAAUUUUGGUCAUCUAGAGGAACGAAUGCUCUGGGGUUCUCACCACAUUGCGAGAAGCGAAAUGCUAAAUGCUGUAUUGUUGCGAUCAAUGUGGCCCCUCCUCUCCGAACCUGAGUUCUUUUCCGAGUCUGUAGGCAGCAAAAUUAUUAGUUGGUGCUAGUUAGUGUUUUGGUCGUCCUUGCGAGCUGCUCUCCUCCUCUACGCAUGUACAUGUGUUCAUUCUGCGGCUCGCUGAGUGAGCGGCGGGGGAAAGGAAGAAAAUCGGAUUCGGAAAGGUAGUGAGGAGGAAAGGUGUUGUGGUGGCUAAUUAUAAAAAAUUGUCGAUGCAUGAAUGGAAAACAUCGGUCAUGACGACGAUGAUUAUUCACUUGUACCUUGUUCUGUACCUUGUAGUGAGAUUUUGCUGCUGGAUUUCAUGAGUUUUAGGAGAAGAAGCUGUUUUGGAAGAAGCUUUGUAACCAACAUUUUAUACAGAGGCUUAUCGUAUCACGGUCAAAGGACCCACAAGUUACUCCAGAAAGUUUAGUGGACUAGGAUUAGACUAGAUGUGGAAAUAGGACUUGCCAUCCCGAGGUUCUCUUAGAUGGUAUGUUAUUUUGGAGAAUUAAUAUGAAAACGUCACUUCAGCACAGACAGGAGUUGCAGUAAUGUGCGGCCCCGCCAGAUGACAUCUCGAAGAAAGUGGUUUUAACUAAUCUCCAACUCGGAAACGAACAAAUUUAAGAAACUGAAGGCCGCUGUGUAGAUUGAUACGCCAACCGAUUGUGCUAGCGAGCAAUGUCCUUACACUGAUUCACUUCAACUCCACGGACGUCACGAGAUAGCGCUUGAU
Marchantia polymorpha subsp. ruderalis is the source of this 3378-nucleotide messenger RNA. NCBI's taxonomy places the organism in Eukaryota, Viridiplantae, Streptophyta, Marchantiopsida, Marchantiales, Marchantiaceae. The record is from the annotation of a GenBank genome assembly.